AUGCGCGAACAGGUCACCAGAUACUCAUUCCGACACUUUGCGACUCAGCGUAUGAAGGCGAGCGGGGUUUCAUUCGACGCCGUUCAAGAAGUGCUCGUUCAUGUUCCGGGAAGUGAGGCGGCCCUGCACUGUGAAGGCAAGAGACUGGCGCUCGCUGUUCCAGACACUGGUCAGGCUACCGACGUGAACGCUAUGAGGCUUCAGCACAACACCCUCAGUGCGGGAACGCGGGCAAGUAGGCUGGCUCCAGUCGGCCUAACAGCAGCGGAACGCAAAGAGGUGGAAGAUGAGCGUCAGUUCCUUCCCACGGGUUGCACGAUCGAGAAGAAGCGAUCGUCCACGCCUGAGCAGAUCCAGAAGGCGCACAAGGAGUAUGAGAGCAAGCGGAAGGCAGCUCUGAGCGCCAAGCUGAAGGCGAUCACGGCUGCUUUCUGGAAAGCCGGCCCACUGACUGCGGCACGGCGUGAUGGCUCGGGCACUGCUGACGACAGUGCCAAACUGCAAGCUUGGGACACUGACAAGGGAUCGGACGACGAGGGAAACUCUGACUUUUGGAUGUAA
Messenger RNA from Trichosporon asahii var. asahii CBS 2479, 561 nucleotides. RefSeq lists its product as uncharacterized. Bases 1 to 561 code for a protein of 186 amino acids. Lineage: Eukaryota; Fungi; Basidiomycota; Tremellomycetes; Trichosporonales; Trichosporonaceae. The record is from RefSeq and is a predicted model, not a curated record. The transcript has 5 exons.